Molecule: messenger RNA, 2710 nt
Organism: Pseudopodoces humilis (Tibetan ground-tit)
Lineage: Eukaryota; Metazoa; Chordata; Aves; Passeriformes; Paridae
Source: RefSeq, a predicted model, not a curated record
CUUCAAGGUGGAGAACUGGAAGCAGAACCUGCGGGCGAUUUACCAGUGCUUCGUGUGGAGCGGCUCGGCCGAGACCAGGAAGCGCAAGCGUGUGCAUCAAACUUCUGGAUUGCAAAUCCUGUGGAGCAUUUGAAAGAGGAGUCCAGGAUUCAAGAAGCAUGUCUCUUUUUCAGCUGCGUUCUCUGCUUUGGCUGCCUAAGUGAGCUGUCUGAUUGACUCAGGAAGGAUGUUCUUCUUUGCCAUGUGCUGUGGGAACUGCCUUCUCCCUGAAAGCCCAUGAGAAGUGUCAAAGUCAGCUGCAAGCUUCAUUGUUCAGGAGGUCUCCAGUUUCAUACCUGAGCAAUCUUCCUUAGUUCUUAACCACUAAGGAUUAAAAAGAUCCUUAGACCUGCUGAAGGCAAAGUCGUGCAUUUGUCAUAUGUGUGGUGCCCACCUGAACAGACUCCACUCUUGCCUCUACUGUGUCUUCUUUGGCUGUUUUACAAAGAAACAUAUUCACGAGCACGCGAAGACAAAGCGACACAAUUUAGCCAUAGACCUUUUGUAUGGGGGUAUAUACUGCUUUAUGUGUCAAGAUUACAUAUACGACAAAGACAUGGAACAAAUUGCCAAAGAAGAACAACGAAAAGCUUGGAAAUUACAAGCCUUCACCCCAACAGUGGUUUCUCACUACCAGUGUACAAUGACAGGCAUUGGAGAGAAGUAUUCAACAUGGGAGCCGACCAAGAGAGAGUUAGAAUUGCUACGACACAACCCCAAGAGAAGAAAAAUAACCACAAACUGCACCAUAGGUCUACGAGGGCUAAUCAAUCUUGGGAACACAUGUUUUAUGAACUGUAUUGUCCAGGCACUUACCCACACUCCACUGCUGCGAGAUUUCUUCCUCUCCGACAGGCACAAAUGUGAAAUGCAAAGCCCCAGCUCAUGUCUGGUCUGUGAAAUGUCUACUCUCUUUCAGGAGUUUUACUCUGGGCACCGAUCUCCUCACAUUCCAUAUAGGUUAUUGCACCUGGUAUGGACUCACGCACGGCAUUUAGCAGGGUACGAGCAACAAGAUGCACACGAGUUCCUCAUUGCUGCAUUAGAUGUGCUACACAGACACUGCAAAGGUGAUGAUAAUGGGAAGAAGGCCAACAACCCCAACCACUGUAACUGCAUCAUAGACCAAAUCUUCACAGGCGGACUGCAGUCGGAUGUUACCUGUCAAGUCUGCCAUGGCGUUUCCACGACGAUAGACCCGUUCUGGGACAUCAGUUUGGAUCUGCCAGGCUCUUCCACCCCGUUCUGGCCGCUGAGUCCGGGCAGCGAUGGCAGCGUCGUGAAUGGGGAAAGCCACGUGUCAGGCACCACCACCCUCACAGACUGCUUGCGAAGGUUUACAAGGCCAGAACAUCUAGGAAGCAGUGCCAAAAUCAAAUGUAGUGGUUGCCAUAGCUACCAAGAAUCUACCAAACAACUCACUAUGAAGAAGUUACCCAUUGUGGCCUGUUUUCAUCUCAAACGGUUUGAACACUCAGCCAAACUGAGGCGGAAGAUCACUACGUAUGUCUCGUUUCCACUGGAGCUGGACAUGACACCUUUCAUGGCUUCCAGUAAAGAGAGCAGAAUGAACGGGCAGUACCAGCAGCCGACGGAUAGUCUAAACAAUGAUAAUAAGUAUUCCUUGUUUGCAGUAGUUAAUCACCAGGGAACCUUGGAGAGCGGGCACUAUACCAGCUUCAUCCGGCAGCACAAGGACCAGUGGUUCAAGUGUGAUGAUGCCAUUAUCACCAAGGCAAGCAUUAAGGAUGUGCUAGACAGUGAAGGAUAUUUGCUGUUCUAUCACAAACAGUUCCUGGAGUAUGAAUAGCCUUAUCCAGCAGCUUGUCAGAUGUAAACAAGGAAGAAACAACGCAAGCCUUCUGAAUCGACACACAAACCUACCUGAAAUGAAAAGACCCAUUACAAACCAACUCGCACUGAGCUGUAACAGGACCUACUUGACACUGACUCACAGCCUGGAGAGUGAGAAAUGAACAAUGUCCAACGUGUGUGCAGUCCCAUGAGGACAGAAAGGGGGAAAAGAGGCUGCAGUCAGUCACUUAACAGAGGAAAUAUAAAAUGAAAGGAAUGCUCUGGGUGGGGGAAAUGGGAGCAGAGGAGUCCGGGCACUGGUACAUCUCCUGUGUUCCUCCAAAAUGUGUGUGGGAAGGCAAAGGAUUCUACCCUCAUCUCCAUAAAGCAUCUUCUCCAUUUGGUGCUUCAGCUCCAACGACCAAUCAUAUAACAGUUAAAAUUUAAAAAUCCAAACCCAUUUUUUUAUGCAUAUGGGUCUGAAAGCAGUAGAGUGGAGGAGGAGGGGAUGAGACAACUAAAGGACUUUGCAAGUAUCUUUUUAUUUGUGAAUUUUAGUUAUUAAAUAAAUACAGUAUGAAACUAUUAGGCUCUUUUUUUUCCAACAACCACAAAAGAAAUCCUGGAUUGUGGAACUGAAGCUGCAGUACUCAGACAGGUUUUCAAGCAUGCCUGCUUGCACAGGUAAUGUUCAAUGCCAUUGGACUGCUCAUCCAAAAGCAUCAGCACAGAUUCUGUUGUUUGAGCCCUUUUUUGUUUUGUUUUCUAUAAAUAGCUAUUUUCUUAAUUUUUUUUCCUUUUAUUCCCUUUUUUCACGAGAAUGAAAUUCAUAAAUGCAACCAUCAGUAAAAAUGAAUGAAUUGGCGUGUUUAUACUG